UUUUUUUAAAAACGUAUAAAAAGCAAUAAUUCCAUUUUCAUUUUACACAAAACUAGACCCAAUCAAAAAAAAAAAAAAAAAAAAAAACUAGACCCAAUCAUAAUCCACCAGUCACAAAUUCAAAUUGAAGCCCAACGAAAAAAAUACUGAACAUGAAACAUUUCAACAACGUACAACUCAAAGUACUGUCAACCACAACAAAAAUAAACCAUGAAAAUAAAAACAUAACUCUGCCAAGGAUUAUAGGAAGGAGAAUGGGGAUAGUAGGGUUAAUCAUGUUUCUUAUAAAAGGGUUUUUGUUUGUUUGAUAUUUUCUGAUAAUGGGCUUUACAAAGAAUUAAUUAAUUAGCUUGGUAUCUAAUUUAACGGCCCAGUUAUCUCAUUCAAGCCCUGGAGGAUAGUAAACUUGGCGGCAAAGUAAGGACGGAGGAAUGUGGAACCACGAAACCUGCUUUACCCGCCAAAGUCGCCGUCUUUUACCAAGUCCACAAAGGAAAACAAACAAACAAAUAAUUAUGGAAAAUUUUUUGUUUACCAUGGAAUAUUUAGUUAUUUAGGAAAAUUAAGGAUUAAAAAUUAAACGAGAGGAUGCAGUUAUUGAGUGAGGAGUAACCGUAAGCAGAGUAAAUAUAAAUUGACACACGUUACUAUAAAUGCCGGCCAAAAAUAAGUUAAAAGAGUCGGUUACUCUUAUAGUAGUACUAUUUGGUUCCGAACCAUACUUGCAUACUAAAAAUAACGCUGCCAAAAUAAUAGUAAGAUAUGUUGUUUCUGUAUUUCUAUGAAAAUUAUCAGUGGCGGAUGUAGAGCCUACAAGGGUGGGGCAUCUGCCCCCAAUAAUUUUUUUUUAAAAACAAAUUUUCUUUACUAAAUUAUAAUGAAUUUUGAAGAAAUUGAAUAAAUUUGCCUCCCAUAAACCUCAAACCUAGGGUUAAGUAUGCCUCAUUUGUAAGUUUGAAAAUUUUGCCCCCCAUUAUAAAACUUUCUAGAUCAGCCACUGAAAAUUAUUAUAUUUCAAAUGUCUAGUUUUCAUACAUUUGUAUUGGCACUUAUUUACGGGUCUGACAAAUUUCAAACCAAAACAAAUUAAUGCGUCAAUUAGUGUUUUUUGUUGAAUUUUGGCAAUGGUUUUAAAUUUAAAAUAAUAUUUAUUAAAAGAAAUGAAUGAUUCCCUUAUAAUUAGGAAGGUCGUUAAAAAAAACUAAAACCAAGAGUAACCUCUCCUUUAUUUCCGCUCUAAAACCCUAAACCCUUUUCUUUCUCAUAUAAAUGCCUACGAGACAGUUAAGUAAACAACUUACAACAUUGAAGUCUACUUGAAUUAGAACAAAAGACACGACAUUAUCCUCUAUAACCAAAUCUCCAGGUCUUCGAUUCUCUCAGAUAUCCUCUCUUGUCUUUUCUGUCUAUGUCUAGUUUAUUUUUAUAGAUAUAAUCUAUUAGCUCGUUACUAGUUAUUAAAGCUUAAUUUAGCUUAAUAAUCAUCUUUUAAAAACUAUUCUAACUCCUUCCUGAUUGCUUCACCUUCUUCUUUUCUACAGGUUUCAUCUUUUCAAUGUCGUCAAUGGAUUGUUUAAGCCAUUUCUUUGACUGGGAUCAACCUAUCCAGCUCCAGGAUUGCUUUAUUCCCGAUGCGGACACAACUAUCCUCGAAACCGACAGUUUCUUCUUCCAAUCUCAACCGCAACUACAGUUUCAACAGCCAUUGUUUUAAGAAGAAGCUCCUUCACAGACCCUAUUAGAGCUUACUGACUUGGACUAUUUAUGCGACCAGUUUCUUCCUCCCCAAGAAACCUGUCUGCCUUACCCUAAAACUGAAAUCUUCGACGAAACACACGACCUAAAUUCCUUCCUCCCCGCUCCAAAACUCCAGAAACUAGUUAACUCAAGCUACCAGUGCCACAAUCACAACCAUUUCUCAAGCCCUAACCCUAAUUUCUUUAACUAUUACGACGAACUUGACUUAGCUCCAGAAGCGUCCAUCUUCCCGGAACUUCAAGCUCCGGAUUUCCCCUUAGAGUUCAAGGUAGGCCGAGGAGAUGAAUACCGCAGUCACGGCACCAAGAAACCAACGCUUUCAUCUCAGAGCAUCGCAGCUCGAGAGAGAAGAAGAAGAAUUGCGGAAAAGACUCACGAGCUCACGAAACUCAUCCCAGGUGGUCAGAAACUCAACACUGCCGAGAUGUUCCAGGCCGCCGCUAAGUAUGUCAAGUUCUUGCAAAGCCAAGUUGGGAUUCUCCAAAUGAUGCAGACCGCAAAGAAGGUAAAAACAGCUCCAAAACAACAUUAUGGGUUAAUUUGAACUAUAAUCAUGUUUUCUAACAAGAUGUUUGUUAAUUUGUAGACGCAUACGUCUGAUGUGGAAAUAGAAACUCGUUUUUUACUUGGAUCACAAGCAAUCCAGGAGAAGUUAUCAACGGAUGAAGUAUGUUUGGUUCCGUGUGAAAUGGUUCGGGAUCUAGCAAGUGAAGAAUCCAUUUGGAGAAACCCUAUGAUUUUUCGAGAGAUCAACAAGUUACUGUCUACAGAUCUGGCUAACUAGUUUUAAUGUCUCAGUGCCCAAAUUGUGUCUGUCCUUGCUUAUUUGUGUCGUUAGUUUAUGUUUUGUAUUGUUCGUUAGUGGCUAAUGGUCCUGGUUAAUCUCCCCUUAACUAUGAACUAAUACUUUGUUUGUAUUAGUCUUAUGUAUUAGCUAGCGUCUAGUUGUCAAUGUAUUAGCUAUCGUGUGACAUUCUAGUUAAUGUAUGUCGCAUGUUGGAACUUUUACAUUAACAA
Brassica napus (rape) is the source of this 2775-nucleotide messenger RNA. Its product is annotated as transcription factor bHLH53. The record is from RefSeq and is a predicted model, not a curated record. Gene Ontology annotation, biological process: regulation of DNA-templated transcription. Lineage: Eukaryota; Viridiplantae; Streptophyta; Magnoliopsida; Brassicales; Brassicaceae. Gene Ontology annotation, molecular function: DNA-binding transcription factor activity; protein dimerization activity.